Molecule: messenger RNA, 485 nt
Organism: Strongylus vulgaris
Lineage: Eukaryota; Metazoa; Nematoda; Chromadorea; Rhabditida; Strongylidae
Source: the annotation of a GenBank genome assembly
AUGGAAUUGUGAUUGGAUUCCGAAGGUGCACCUUCACCUACGCCGCCGUCCGUUCGACAACCUACUCCCCUCUCAGCUACAGCUGCAUUUCCAGAGGGUACUGCAAACGCCUCCGGAAGUCCUGCACCUCCUCCGGCCACAGACGAGUCGACAAUGGUCAUGUCCUUAUUCAAAGACAAGGAUGCGUUCACCGCGUCACCAUCAACCUCAGAGUCUGCUGCUUGCGGUGACUCUUCCGCACUUGUCACGACACAUAUUGACAUCAACUCUGCCAUUUCGCAAAUGCAGCAGCACUUGAAUGCCGCUCAACAGCAACAUACGGUCCAGACUAAUGAUGUUAAAGUAGCUGACUUGUUGCCUGGAUACUCGCCUUGGAUGAGGAAUGCAGGUCGAAAGAAAUCACAUCCUGUUUGGGAAUUCUUUAAAGAUCUCAAAGAUACAAGUAAGUUUAAUUUCAUGCUUUCACGAUGCAUUAGUGCCUAAAG